This is a messenger RNA of Prunus armeniaca (apricot), 264 nucleotides long. The record is from the annotation of a GenBank genome assembly. NCBI's taxonomy places the organism in Eukaryota, Viridiplantae, Streptophyta, Magnoliopsida, Rosales, Rosaceae.
AUGGGUAUCGGGAAAUAUCCGAGAUAUCGGCAAAAUAUUGGGGAUAUCGCACUUAUCGGGGAUAUAUCGUCGAUACAUGGGAAGAUAUGGCCUUACCCCCCAGUAUCGAUGUCGACAGUUGAAAAUACCGAUAUAUCGACAGAUAUAUCGGUGUAUCGGCCGAUAUUUCAAUCCUUGGUCACCACUAACUCUCAAAUCUCAGUCUCUCAUACCUUCCCUCUCAUCUCAUCCCCCCCUUCAUCCAUCAUUUUUGACGGCUACUAA